Messenger RNA from Lymnaea stagnalis (great pond snail), 1719 nucleotides. The record is from the annotation of a GenBank genome assembly. Lineage: Eukaryota; Metazoa; Mollusca; Gastropoda; Lymnaeidae.
AUGAUCAAACGUUUCAUUGAACAAGUGGCCUUUACGGGUAAUUUAAAAAAAAAUUUUCUAUACUAUUGAUGGCAAUGUCAUGGCGACUGCUGCAAGUUUUUUUAGAAUAAUACUUUAAAGUGUUUAUGGUGAAAGGGAAAAUGAUGAAAUCUUUGAAUUGAAAGCCUUCCCUUCUUCAUAAAAGAUGUCAAUUGAAUAUUUCAUCUAUUCUAAUACGUUUGCAUUUAUUUACACAGAAACUCCCCAGACCUACAGUGCAGUGUUAUCUGUCCUUGGCUUUGUUCACAGUUGUGGUCUGGACAUUAAAUCAGAGGCUAGCAGACAGGUGAGGUCAUGUUUGACACUUUCAAUAGACUAGACAUACAAUCUGUGGCAAGCAGACAGAUGAGGUCAUGUUUGACACUUUCAGUAGACUAGACAUACAAUCUGUGGCAAGCAGACAGGUGAGAUCAUGUUUGACACUUUCAGUAGACUAGACAUACAAUCUGUGGCAAGCAGACGGGUCAGAUCAUGUUUGACACUUUCAGUAGACUAGACAUACAAUCUGUGGCAAGCAGACAGGUGAGGUCAUGUUUGACACUUUCAAUAGACUAGACAUACAAUCUGUGGCAAGCAGACAGGUGAGGUCAUGUUUGACACUUUCAGUAGACUAGACAUACAAUAUGUGGCAAGCAGACAGGUCAGAUCAUGUUUGACACUUUCAGUAGACUAGACAUACAAUCUGUGGCAAGCAGACAGGUGAGGUCAUGUUUGACACUUUCAGUAGACUAGACAUACAAUCUGUGGCAAGCAGACAGGCGAGAUUAUGUUUGACGUUAUGUAGUAUCAUGUGGCCAAAAAGCAGCGGCACCACUAUCAACAGUAGAGGCACCUUUUAAACAGUAGAGCCGCCUCUAUAAACUGUAGAGCCGCCUCUAUACACUGUAGAGCCGCCUCUAUAAACUGUAGAGCCACCUCAAGUCCUUUGGAUAAAGUUUAAAAGCUUAAACUCGAGGCUGAACUAAAAACUAGUUUAUUCAAGUUAACUGGAAUUGGAGGGGGACUUUCCCCCUCCUCACCCCCCCCCCCCCCCCCACCCAGCUAAAUCUAUGGCAUCUGCUUGUUUAACCGGCCCACUAUCACUCAAAGUGUUUUCUUGCUAUGUUCAGCCCUAUUGCAUACAUCCCCUAUAGCUUAAACUCUUUAAGCCAGCUACACCACUGCAGUGGACAUAUUGUAAUACUGCUAUCAGAGUUUAUACAUUCUCUCAGUUUCCUUGUUCUGACCUCAGUCUCUCUUCUCCCACCAGCUUUUGGCCAUCAUUGUCUCUAAGUCAGGGGCAGCUAAAGUCUUUGCCAAACAGCUGGGCUGGCAGGAAAACAUCACCAGGCUUCUCACUGUGGAAAGGAGGCGCGCCUUCACCCUGACCAACCCAUUUAAAGCUGACUCUUCUCACGCUGAAAGCAGGUCCUCUGGAGGGGGGUCUGUCAAGCUACUUCAAAUGGACCUCACCUACAUUUGCCAACACUAUCAGAGUCACUGGACCAACAUAUCCCUAACGUACCUGUGCCGACACUAUCAGAGCCGCUGGACCAACUUGUCCCGUCCACUAUAGCAAUACCUGGCAGCUUUCCACCAUCAGCCCCCCACAUCAUAUGACGACUCAUCCAAAGGCCUAUCGUUAGAUGUAAGCCAGUUGAAUGCUGGUACAGGCGCAUCCCACCCAUCACCACCCACACC